Messenger RNA from Tetrahymena thermophila SB210, 3630 nucleotides. Its product is annotated as kinase domain protein. The transcript is spliced from 2 exons. The record is from RefSeq and is a predicted model, not a curated record. Gene Ontology annotation, molecular function: ATP binding; protein serine/threonine kinase activity. Lineage: Eukaryota; Ciliophora; Oligohymenophorea; Hymenostomatida; Tetrahymenidae. Gene Ontology annotation, biological process: protein phosphorylation; intracellular signal transduction.
AUGAACAUAAGCAUUUUUUUUGAUUCGACAUUUAAAGACAAUCUUAAAAAAAUUAAAAAAAAAAUUAUUUUACUUACAUUAUCAGAAAUAAGUUAAAAAUAAGGAUAAAGACCUCAGGAAAUAGAUAUUUCAAGCUUCAAAAGUAGUAAUGAGUAUAAGUAUAUCAAAGAACGUUCAGAAUUCAUAUAGUAAUAAUUAGAAUAACACAGCGAUUAGAAAAAUACAGAGGAAUGGAACUUAUUUUCUUUCUAUUACUUUAUCACUACUUAUUUUCUAGACAAAGAGAAUUACAAAAAAAAUUAUGAAUCUUGCAGACCAACUGAUGAUAAGUUAAAAUUUUGUAUAUAAUAUAUCACGGAAACAUUAUCAAAUGAUGAAAUAGAUAGUCUAAUUAAUAAAAAAGUAUAGGAUAUAUAGAAAAUAAUUAAAGAAGAAAUUUAAAUAGAUUAUGAAGAAAGUUAUCAAUCGCAGCCUUUUACUUUCUCUCUUUUUACAAUUAAAGAACGUGAAUACAAUUUCGAAAAGUUUUAAUUAGAAAGAAUUAAAUUGGAUUAAUAAUAAUUAAAAGAUGAAAAGGAUUUCUUAAAUGACUGGGUUGAAUGCUAUGAAAUCUGGGGAAACAUGAUUUUGAUAGACCAAUACAGAAAUAACAGAGUUUUGCUUUUUUUAUAAUCUUUAGACAACUUCUCAGUGCAAGAGUCAAAAACUAAUUUAAUAAGAAAAUAUGAAAUUUCUGAAUUCAAAUUUUUUGAUAAAUUUGAUUCAUUCUAUGUUCUAUUUUAUUCAGAGUAUAUUAGCACCCUAAAAUAAGAAGAUGAAGAUGAAAUAUAUUUUUAUUUUCUUUUUUUUUGUAUCUUGAACUUGCUUAAAUUUAACUACCUGUUUAUGAACAGAGAACAAAAUCUAGUCAAGCUGAUAGAAAAAAUCAAAAGUUUUAAAAGUAUUAAAUUUAUAUAAGGAUACCAGUUCCUUCUUAGAUUAAUGAUAGAUUUUCAAGAGAAGUUAACACUUUCUGAAUCGAAUGAUGACUAUAUUUCCUAAGAAUUUGAAAAAAAAUAUUAAAAUGAGAUUUUUAAGAAAAGCUUAGUUUAGUUAUUUAAAGAUUGGACUAAUGAAAAGUAUGAAGUUUCAGAAAAAUAUAUCAACAAAUAAUAGCUUCAGUUGUAUAUUGAUUCAGCAAAAAGCGUUUUGAUUCUGGCAAUUUUACCAGAUUUAGUUAGGUUUUAUGAUAUUAAUGAGAAAAUACCCUAUCAACCUACAAACCUAUAUAUAGGAUAUGCUUAGCAAAUUAUAAGAGGAAAAAGACUCUAUCUUAAAAAUCCUUAAGAAAAAAAAAAAAAUCUUGCUUAUUGGAUAGAGCUAAUAUAGAAUAUAGAAAAUACUAGAGAUUAAUAAUCCAAGAUAAAGAAUAAACCUGCUUCAAAGAUUUUUUGUCUAGAAAUCUGCAAAAUUAACUUAUUAACUUUAUAAUUACUCUAUAAAAGUGAAAGCUGUGAAAGAUAAAAUGUAGUAAAUUCAAGUGAAGCAGAAUUACUUAGGAAAUAAAUUUAAGAAUUAAUAUAAUAGAUAGGAAGCUAUUUUUAUUAAAGCCUUUAUAGAUAAAGAUAAUUUUACUAAACUCUUUGUUAUUUACUAAUAAAGGAAAAUAGUAUCAUGAAUUACUUGAUUAAUCAAAUUAUAAAAAAUAAAACUUCUAUUGAAUCCUAUUUUCAUUCUCACUUAUUUAUGAACUUGAUUCUCUCUUUCAAAUAAGAUUUCGAUAUCAGAAAUAUUGUUAACAUGAGAGUAAUUACACAUUAUUCUUUACAAUCGACAGAUAAGGUGUUUGAUAAUUUAAUUACAUAAUUCCAUGAAGUCCAUAAAUAAUUUAUCAUACAGACCAUAAAAACAGAUAUAAAUGAGCUACUAGAUACGAAAUAAAAAUUCGAAAAUAUAAUCAAAUACUAUGGUUUUCUUAAUAGAAAAAAGUACGAAGUUUUGAAAUUAAAUUUAAAAAUGUACAUUAAAUUUGUAGAAUUAAUGAUCGAGUUGAAAUCACCAUCCUAAUAUUCAACAUAUUCAUAUGAAGAGCUAGAAGAAAUAAGUCGUUCUUAGUUUAUUGUUAAAAAAGUAAAACUUGUAGAAAAUAAAGAAAGUAUAGUAGCUUUGAAAUAAUCAAAAGAUGAUGGAAAUGAUUAUUUAAAGUAAUAAAUGAGAGAAAUUAGUAUUCUUUCCAAUUUACCUAAAAACAAUCUCUUAAUUAAAUAUGUAGGUCAUUAAAAAAAUGAAAAAUAAUUUUAGAUAUUCUUAGAAUAUUUUGAGGGUAUAACUCUAGAAAAAUUCUUAUAAGAAUUAUAUAAAUAAUAAUAAGAUUAAAACCAUAAAGAUUUGAAAUUGCAAAAACUUUAAAUUUCUAAAUAAAUUCUUUAAGCUAUUGAAUAUUUGCAUGAGUACAAUAUUGUGCACGGGGAUAUCAAAUUUACAAAUAUUUUAAUUAACUCAAAGGGAGAAAUUAAGAUAAUUGAUUUUAGUGAAUCUAGUUUUAUGGUAGAAGAAACACUAGGCUAUACUAGAGGUUAUGAUGCUAAAGAUAAUGUUAAUACUAGAUAUGUUGAUUAUUAUAGCUUAGGAAUAUUGUUGAUUAGAAUUUUUUACUAAGGUGAUUUCGAAAUUGUAUGUAAUUGUUAAGAAGAAGGAAAAAUAUGUGGUAUGGAAAAUCAUGAAUAAUUUAUAAAUUAGGCAACUUCUAAAAUUGAUGAAAAAAAAAAAAAUUAAUAUUCUUAAAUUUUUUUUUAUUAAAUUAAAAGUUUACUGAAUGAUUAACCUUACUUAAGAUGUACUCUUAAAGAACUAAUUUAUAUAAUUGAUUUAGAAAUUGAUAUAAUUAAUAAUAAUUUUACAGAAACUUAGCGUUAAGAAUAUAUAAUAUAGGAUUGUUUAUUUAGAGUUGAAAAUAUAAUCUGUCAUCUGACUUAUGAUCAUCCUCCAGUCACUAACUCAAUUAGCGAAAACCAAAAUUAAAAUAGCAGCAAAAAUAACGAAGAAAAUAAACAAUAAGAAAAUGAAGAAUCUAAUUAAAAUAAUAAUUCUUAAGAAAAAUAGUAAAAUAUCAGUCAAAUAUAAAAUGAUUUUGUUGAUGAUUAAACUAUCCGUAAAUAAAAUCAAAAUAAUCAAAACAAUUUAAAUGAAAAUUGCAAAGAUAAACUAAAUUAAGAUUAAAAAAAUAACUUAUCAUUUUCAAAUAAUUUUUAAAAAAUAAAAUCUCUUCAAAACUUCUAAAAAAAUUAAAUUUAAAAUAUUCCAGAUUAAGAAAACCAAACUAUGAUUUUAGAAAGCUAUUUUAUUGACAAAAUAGAUAAAAUGGAAAAUGAGAUGGUUUUAAUUGGUUAUUUAAGAAAGUUAGAUUUAAACUUUCGUAAUCUAAAUAUAGAUUUUACUAAACUUAAAUUAAAGUCUAGAGAAUAGGUAAAAUAUAUUUUAUAAAAAUUGAUUGAAACUUUAACAAUUUAAAAAGUUUUGUCUUUAAUAUCAGAUAAUUAAAUUUAAGAGUUGCUUAAGAUAUUAUUUUUUAGCAUAAUAUUUUAAAAUAAAGAAAUUUAAAAAAAUUAAAAAAGAUAGAUAAAUAAUUUCUUUUUAUAAUUUAAAGAAUGA